UGUAAUGUUAUGUGAGCAGUCAUCGACUUGUGUAUUUGUAUAAAACAGCUUAAAAUUCUAAAACGGAACGAAAAUGUCAAGAGAGGCUUAUGACUUGCUGCAGCAUGGUGUCAUGGGAGUGGUCACAGCAAUUACCAUAGGAAAGUGAAAGUAGCUGUGAGGACAAACAUAAUAAGACCCGAGCCUUUUGGAAAUUUGCGAUACUGCAGUGUUCAGCAGUCUGCCUUCAACCCAGGCUUGCCUGUGUGACUGAAAAUGGCUGCAACAUUGGGCCAAGUUAAAAGAGCUGUUCAUGUUGAAAUUGUUAACGACCCUGAGAAUCAAUUCUUCACUUCACCUGCGUGAGAUUCAAAGAUGUGACCAGAAAGAAACUGUGUUUAACUGCGAGGUUUGAAACAGUUACCAGCCUGGAUGUGAAAUCUGUUGGUUCCAGUUGCCAGGCGAUUGAGGCUUUUCCCAGUUGGAAACAAUUGAAACUGAUCCAUUUCCCCUGCUGAUAAAACAAUUGCCAUUUUUUUUUUGCUUAUUUUAGUUGAACCCAGUUUAUGUAAAAGGAAAUGAACAAAGCCACCUUGAAUGGAUUAGAGACCCUUGCACAUCAGCAUGAUAAUGUAUGCAAUCGUGAAAUACUAAAGAAGAAACUAAAACAGAAACUGAAAGGAGCUGUAUGUUUCAUGCCUUUAUUUGGAGAACACAAUUAAAUAUUAGAUAAAUCCUUUAAUAAACAAUUACUCUACACACAUACACCCAAUUUCAUUCAUCUCCAGGAAUGUAGUUUCUUGUUAAAAUCUUACAUUUUUAUUGGCGAUGUCAUUUUUCAUCUUCUUUAUCUCCUUUCCACUGUACUUAGCCUCUCGGUGCUGGGUGGUGGUUGAAGCUGGCCAUGAAAGAAAGGAUGAACCACUGAAUGUGACCAGCAAAACACAAAAAUAUUCCAAUAAAAUUACAGCAUAAUCUCAAAAUGGAAACAAUCCUGCCUCCCAAAUUAACUGCUCACAAUAGCUUCUCACUAUACCUAUCCAAAAAUGUCUGCCAAGAAAAUGGAAGAAAGUAAAAAUUAGCUCCUUAACUACCCAGCAGCAACAUAUCUUCAGAGAUUGAAGAAAUGUUGAUUGUUGAUUACAGAUUGAAAUCUCUCUUUGUCUGGGAGUAGCCACAGUGUGCAAGGAUGACUUCUUGUGGGCUUGUCAUUCAAACUGAGUGGUCCUUUUGAGUGCCAUUUGUAAAGGCCAGGCAGCCUACAGUUUCACUCAGUGCCAACUCAUCAGUACACUGGCAGUCCCCGCAUUCUGAAUGGGUUCUGUUCUGGAGUCUGUUUGCAAGUCAAAUUGUUCUCGAGUUUCGAACAUAAAGCACAACAGUGGAAAACAGCUGUUUCUAAGUACAUUGUCGAGUCUUUAAAAUUACAACCAUGUAUGGGAUCACAUUAAUAACUACGAGCACUCGUAAGUCGGAUGUGUGUAAAUUGGCGACUCACUGUCCCGCAAAAAUGAUGCUCCAGCGGGGUGUGCAGUUCCAGAACAGACACCAAAUUCGCAACAGGACUUACAUUUACAGCGAUUAUAUAUACAACUCGCCAACACCCUUGAUCUACCUCAGGAAGAAAGGAGAUGCUCUGUUUGUUAAGACUUCAGGCAUGGCUCGCGGAAGUGUUGGGGUGCUCACCUAUGCUUUUGGUUAUACCCAGUUCUCACUGCUGUUCUCGAACCCCUAUGAUUAUAAUCUGUACUCUACAGUUUUAGCUUUAUACAUCCCGAUUGAGCCUGAAAUGACAGAUGAAAAACUGUAUUACAAGAUGUACUACGAACUUGAGCCUUCAUGUUGUUUCGCUAGAGUAGAAUUGGGAUCCGGAACUCAACAAACUCUUGUCAGGGGAGGGAAUGGAGCUAUUUCAGCUACUGUAACAAAAAUGGGAAAUUGCUCUAUCAGUACCAGAGAUGUUUACUCGGCUGAUGACUACAAAUCUAAUUUUUUUAGAAAACCUUCCGCUCCAACAAUAAUGAAGCUACCACAUACAGGUUUACAAUUCAUUUUUUUUAUAUAUAGUAUUUGAUAGUACUGGCCUUGUAUAUCACUAAAAAGACUUCCCAACUUAUACUCAUCAGAGCGAUUCACAAGAAAUGCUAACUAAUGUAAAACGAAAGCAAUAUUUAUAUGUUGUGAGGAAGUGCUGAUUACUUGGCAAACAAACUCUAAUUGGUAGAUGCAUUGCGAUGGACAGUUCACCAGUUAAUUAUGACUGACAGUUAACUACCAAGUCAAGUUUAAAUGUUAAACCAGGCAAGAUUGACACAGCUUGGUCAAGGUGUUACCAAUGGAGAGAUACACCAGGGAAUGCUAUUAUCUGCUUUGUUGUCUUGACACAAAAUCUGCCUUUUUGUUUAGCAAUGCUCAAACCUUGCUGAUAUAUCUUAAAAUAUUGCGUUGGUAGAAUGUACUCAGCUUUGAAAAUGUUACACCAGUGUAAAGCCAGUUGAUCUUGAUCCUGAUUCAGAUUGAAGCUUUUUGUGAACCUUUGAAGUCUACAGAGACCAAUGUUGAACAGAUUAGAGCAUGCAAAAUGUUUUUUUUUUAUUUUGAAACAGUUUACUGAUUAUGUGAACAAUCCUAAUGUAAACCCUGUAAUCAUGUAAACCUGACUCCACUGGUUAAAUUGAUGUAAAUUUCAAUCUGUAGUCAUGAAUGAUUCUGACUCUGCCACACAAUAAUGGAAUGCAAAAGCAGCAAGUGAUUAGGGAACAGAGGGCAGAUAAAGGUUUGAAUGUGAGUAAA
Molecule: messenger RNA, 2772 nt
Organism: Rhincodon typus (whale shark)
Lineage: Eukaryota; Metazoa; Chordata; Chondrichthyes; Orectolobiformes; Rhincodontidae
Exons: 3
Coding region: 1412-2053 (213 amino acids)
Biological process (GO): pore complex assembly; cytolysis in another organism; monoatomic cation transport
Cellular component (GO): pore complex
Molecular function (GO): channel activity
Source: RefSeq, a predicted model, not a curated record